CGGGCCUGGCGGGGCUUGGCGCCGGGAGCCGGGUGAGCCGGGAGCCGGACGGCGCCGCGGGGCUCGGGAGCUUUCCUGUGGCCCCUUCAGACUGCUGAAAGGCUGCUGUAUAUUCUCAGCUCGGCCACUGGCAUCUUGAGGACUUCCUGCUGCAGAUCUGGCUUGGGCAGUUAUUUCUCUGUCCCUCUUCCAGUAACACUGAGUUCUCCGUGCAGUUAACAGAGGGACAUGGCUGUGAGAGCUUGUGGCUUGAUCAUCUACAGGAGGCUGCAGUCAGCACCAGCUUCUAAGGUCACUGACAACAUUGAAUACCUCCUCCUUCAGACAUCCUAUGGGACCCAUCACUGGACCCCUCCCAAAGGCCAUGUGGACCCAGGAGAGGAUGACCUGCAAACAGCCUUCCGGGAAACCCAGGAAGAGGCUGGUCUUCAAGCCAGUCAGCUCACCCUCAUAGAGGGCUACAGGAAAGAACUGCACUAUCCUGUCCGUGGGAAACCUAAGACUGUCAUCUACUGGCUGGCAGAAAUUAAGGACUGUAACACAGAAAUCAAGCUCUCAGAGGAGCACCAAGCUUUCCAGUGGCUGAAGCUGGAGGAUGCUUGCAAAUUUGCAGAAUAUGAAGACAUGCAAGCUACACUGAAGGAAGUGCAUCAGUUUCUCAGCUCCAAAGAAUAAAUGAUUUUGUGAAGGAUAGGGGGAAUUUUUGAAGAAGCAAUUCAAAUCAUGAAGUAGUAGUUCUGUUCCCAGCUUCUCCGCUGAUUAUUGCUGUGAUUAUUUGUCAAAUCAUUUCAGAUAUUGUUUGUUUGUAUUGUGAAUUUAUGUGCAUCACUGAUGUACUGCAAUGAAAACAUUUUCCAUCCAGAGAGUCUUAGUGAACAGUUGAGGUAGGGUAUUUAAAUGGUAAACUUGAAGUUCUUCUUUUGCCUCUUUCUUCUCACUCUUUAAUAAACACCUUGGCCAUCCAUUGUCUGGGGGCCUUGGAAAGGGAAAUCUCUCUGCCUAAUACAGCAUUUUCUGCAGGUAAUGUGCAAUCUUGUGUCCCUUUGAGAGCAGCUGUGUUUCUGUGGCUGCAGCCUGCCCCUGUGCAUGAGCAGCGGGGCCGUGUGCACUGUUGGUGCUGUGCUAUAGAUACUCAGGCUGGAUGGUUGCAGCAUCCUGUGGUGGUACCAGAGAGGUUGCCCUGCCUCACCUUUCCUUUGGACCUCUCUUUUGUCGUUGACGGUGGUGGGAGCAGAGAUUGUCAGCACUCUCAUGUUCCGUUGCUCAUAAUGGUUCAUAAGCUUUUGGAUGUUUCAGUACAUAAAUACCAGAAAAGCAUGAUGGCAUUGUUAACAUUUUUAGGUGAGGAAUGAGGUUUUCUGAAUCCCAGGGAGCUCUGGGGGGGAGAAAGUGUCUCUUCUUCCCUGUGUCUUCUGUAGCCUUUGCUGCUUAGGCACUUGGACUUUGCAGAGCAAAGACAUAUAUGAGAAAGUGGAUUGUUCUUCCACUUUGUCUUACUCCUUGCUGCAGGAGUGAAACAAGGGUGAUCAGCACCACAUCAGACCUGGAGGAGACCUGCCAUCCCAGAGAUGCAGCGUAACUGGGCUGAGAAAUACGGGCUGCAGUUUAGUAUUAGUUACUUAUCCUUUGGUGCAGCAGACAUUAAUAAUGUUUGUACAACUGUGUCUUGCUCACCACUCUCUUAUCUUCCUGCUUUAUAGAAGCCUGUUUUGUGUAUGUAUAUAUACACACACAGACAAAAAGGAAUGCACUAAAAAGGGGCUUUUAAUAUGUGUAUGUAUGCACACAAACAAUUUCAGGGCACCGCUUUGCAGUCAGGUUUUAUUUGGAUUAUGAGCCCUGUUUAAAAGCAUUGCAUUCAGCUGAUGGCAGAUCACUUUCAGUGUUUCUCAGCAGAGGGAAAGUGUCUCCCACUGUCCCCUGGUCCAGACCCAAGGCAGAAUUGGCUAUUUUGGAGUCUUUCUGGUGGAGAUUUGGCUGAUGUGCUUCUUAAGACCUCUAAUGAUGAACACUCACACCUUCAGCUCCUCUGUCCACACCUUGGAAAAUUUGGUGUCUAGUAUCUAAUGUAGGUAAACCGGUUAGAAAUAACUAAAAGAUAACAAGCAGUGGAAGAAAGGGAGAGAAAACAGCUAAAAGCCUGUGCAGCUUCACAGUCUUAUUUUUUCAUUAUUGUUUGAGCUACCAUUUAAUCAGUGCUAUGUGUGUAAACAACAGUGUUACUCCCUUUGUGUUUAUGAGCAAGAUUAGUAUAUUAAGUAGGAGUUACAGAGAGUCAUUAACAAGUCAUCUCUGCCCGUUCAGCGAUAAUGAACACGAGCACUUGCUGCUUCGGAAAGCACAACAUUGGCUGAACUCCAAGUAAGUGUUUGUGUUUUAAUGGCACUGCACACAUUGUGGUCCUAAAGUGUGUCAAGGUUUUGGAGGGUAGCAAGUGCUGUGCUCUGUAAGGGGAUGUGCUCCUUGGACAACAUCUCAAAGGCAGGCCUAUUCAUUGUGGUAAGAAAAGGUAGAAGGGAUGUUAACUGUGGUAAUUGGUGAGGCACUCUGAGUGCAUUUAUGUACAGAAUGUAUUCCCACGGAUUUUUUUGUGUAAAGUGAUGCAUACGCGUUUGGAAACUUGGCCCAAAAGUCCACGGACUUGUUUUAAAUUGGAAACAUUGGAAGUCAGAAUUUAAUUCGGGCUGUGUUGUUAGUGUUCACUGUUGAUUGGUGAGGAAAGAGUUCUUCCCUGGCCCAUCUCAAGUAGUAAAAUAUUUUCCCAAAGAGCAUGUGGGAAACUCUCCAGUAAAUAAUUAUAGAAUAAUCUGUCUGGGGAAGACUUUUUUUUCCAGACUCUAUGAUUUUUAUGCCCCUAACCAAUAAGAUUUGUAUUUUGUUUUUGAGACCAGCUAAGUUCUUGGUUGUAGUAGUAUCUCAAGGAGUUAACUUUUUACCAGGUUGUAGAUCUAUGUUUGAAAAUAAAAAUCAGAGAAUUAAAA
Molecule: messenger RNA, 2981 nt
Organism: Apus apus (common swift)
Lineage: Eukaryota; Metazoa; Chordata; Aves; Apodiformes; Apodidae
Gene: NUDT2
Product: nudix hydrolase 2
Exons: 4
Coding region: 229-675 (148 amino acids)
Biological process (GO): AMP biosynthetic process; ATP biosynthetic process
Molecular function (GO): bis(5'-nucleosyl)-tetraphosphatase (asymmetrical) activity
Source: RefSeq, a predicted model, not a curated record